Molecule: messenger RNA, 736 nt
Organism: Lolium rigidum
Lineage: Eukaryota; Viridiplantae; Streptophyta; Magnoliopsida; Poales; Poaceae
Product: probable histone H2A variant 3
Exons: 3
Coding region: 92-505 (137 amino acids)
Cellular component (GO): nucleosome
Molecular function (GO): structural constituent of chromatin; DNA binding; protein heterodimerization activity
Source: RefSeq, a predicted model, not a curated record
CAAGCCAGGAAAAAAAAUCGGCCGCGUCGCGUGAGGAGAAGGGAAGCGAGGCGAAAAAGGUCGCGUUCGAAGCGGAGCGGAAGCAGAGGAGAUGGCGGGGAAGGGAGGCAAGGGCUUGCUCGCGGCCAAGACGACGGCGGCCAAGACCGCGGAGAAGGACAAGGGGAAGAAGGCCCCCAUCUCCCGCUCCUCCCGCGCCGGCCUGCAGUUCCCUGUUGGCCGUAUCCAUCGUCAGCUGAAGCAAAGGACUCAGGCGAAUGGCCGUGUUGGUGCUACUGCGGCUGUCUACUCUGCUGCUAUCCUGGAGUACCUGACUGCUGAGGUUCUUGAGCUGGCCGGCAACGCCAGCAAGGAUCUGAAGGUGAAGCGUAUCACCCCUCGCCAUCUUCAGCUGGCCAUCCGUGGAGAUGAAGAGCUCGACACCCUCAUCAAGGGUACCAUCGCUGGUGGAGGUGUCAUCCCGCACAUCCACAAGUCCCUCAUCAACAAGUCUUCCAAGGAGUGAAGAGAAUAGCAAAGGAGUAUCUUAGCUUAAAUCGAGGCAUUUCCACACUCCGUGUGGGAUCAGUUUAUCUUCAUAUCGUUUAGCUUAUUAGCUAUGCUUCCAGAUCGAAGUAAUCCGUCUGUGUAAUGCUUCCCUGGUACUGCUUCCGUUAUUUGGACCAUUGGAUUUGUGUUUGUUCGUUGACUUUGUGAUAGACCCUGAAUGCAAAACUUCUUAAAAUGCUUUGAGUAA